GUGCGUACUUUCCCGGAGCCUCCGAGGUUCUGGUCUAAUCCGCAGCGUUUCCGAUCCUCCAUCUUUACUUUGAAUGGAUUUCUUCCUAAAAUCCGAGCCGCUGCAGAGUCACAGGAAGCGGCUUUCCCCGCAUUUCCUCCCGGCCCCGCAGCUCCAACCCUUCAGCUCGGCUGCGGGAUGAAGUGAGUGAACAGAUGCUGCAGCCGUCCCGCCCCGAGCCGCCGGUGUUCCCGCAGACAGCAGCAGGAGGGGGGGCUCUCUGACAUCAGCACCGAGCGGGCUGCCAGUCUGCGGGACCGGCGAGAAAUCGGGGCUGCAGGCGCUGCUGCGGUGUGUUUGCGGGUUUAGCGCUGUGUUUGCGCUGCGUUUGCGCUGCGUUCCUGCUCUGACCGGCUGAAAUCAGAACUUUAUCUUUUCAGGAGGAGGAAAGUCCCAUCAUGCACUGCGGCGCUCUUCCUGCUCCUGCUCAGUCUGCAGGAGCUUCUCCAUCUGGACCAGACCAGUGAUGACGGAAACUUUCCUCUGCUCUGCAGGAUUCUUUUCACUUUAGGAUAUCAGUUUCUACCGCAGGGCUUUGACUAGACCCUUCUGAUUGGCCCAGAAGCAUCUCCAGCUUCACCUCAGGAACCUCAGGACGUCUCCUCCAUCUCAGGAUUAAUCUGUUUCUGCCAUGGCUGCUGGGAGUUUCUGGACCUGGACGCUCCGUGAACUCAGCGGGGAGGACCGGAACCUGCAGCCCUGCGUCCCGCCGGCGGCCCCCUUGCCGCUGGGUGGCUCUGCAGCCGGACUGGAGGAGCAGCAGGGGGCCCUGCAGCCUCCAGCUCUUCCUCCAAAGCCAAUCAAACUCCAGGCGUCGUCUUCUUCCGGGGUCAGAGGUGACGAUGGCGACUCGCUGCAGGAAGCAGAGUGGUACUGGGGAGACAUAUCCAGGGAGGAGGUGAACGAGAAGCUGAGGGACACGCCGGACGGGACCUUCCUGGUGCGGGACGCCUCCACCAAGAUGCAGGGGGACUACACCCUGACCCUGAGGAAGGGAGGCAACAACAAACUGAUUAAGAUCUACCACCAAGACGGGAAGUUCGGCUUCUCUGAGCCGCUGACCUUCAGCUCCGUGGUGGAGCUCAUCAGCCAUUACCGGCACCAGUCACUGGCCCAGUACAACACCAAGCUGGACGUUCGCCUCACCUACCCGGUGUCCCGCUUCCAGCAGGACCAGCUGGUGAAGGAGGACAACAUUGACGCUGUGGGGAAAAAGCUGCAGGAAUAUCACAGCCAGUAUCAGGAGAAGAGCAAAGAGUACGACCGGAUGUACGAGGAAUUCACCAAGACCUCCCAGGAGAUCCAGAUGAAGCGCACGGCCAUCGAGGCCUUCAACGAGACCAUCAAGAUCUUUGAGGAGCAGUGCCAGACGCAGGAGCGCUGCAGCCAGGACUGCGUGGAGCGCUGCAGCCGCUGCAGCGGCGACAAGGACAUGGAGCGCAUCCUGGUCAACUUCGAGAAGCUCAAGUCCCGCCUGGGGGAGAUCCACGACAGCAAGGUGCGUUUGGAGCAGGACCUGAAGACGCAGGCCACGGAGAACCGCGAGACGGACAAGAAGAUGAACAGCCUGAAGCCCGACCUCAUCCAGCUGCGCAAGAUCCGCGACCAGCACCUGGUCUGGCUGAACCAUAAAGGAGUCCGGCAGAAACGAAUCAACGACUGGCUCGGCACACAGAACGACGCCGCCGCCGAAGGCGGCGAGGAAGAGGAAAGCCUGCCUCACUACGACGAGAAGAGCUGGUUCGUAGGAGACGUGAGCCGGACGCAGGCGGAGGAGCUGCUGGGCGGGAAGCCCGACGGAGCCUUCCUGAUCCGAGAGAGCAGCAAGAAGGGCUGCUACGCCUGCUCUGUGGUGGCGUCGGGCGCGGUGAAGCACUGCGUCAUCUACAGCACGCCGCGCGGCUUCGGCUUCGCCGAGCCGUACUUCCUGUACGGCAGCCUGAAGGAGCUGGUCCUCCACUACCGCCUCACCUCGCUGGUGCAGCACAACGACGCGCUCAACGUGCGCCUCGCCCACCCCGUCCACGCCCCCGCGCCCCCCCUCUGCAGGUGAACCCAGGGGGCGGGACUAGAUCUAUUUUUACUAGAAGUUCCCGGGCGGCGCUCUACAUCUAGACUGCUUGAUUUGCACAGGAAGUGAAUGUGAAGAGAAGAAACGUUUCAGGUUCAACGCCGACCCGAUCGACUCUGUCUGGAAACAUUGGGGCUGCCGGGCCGCCAUGUUGGGGGCGGGGCCACAGGUCUGGGCUUCAUCAGGUCCACAGGAGGCGUCCUUUCUAAAGCCUGAUCAAAAACGCCCUGCAACAAAAUUAUUAUUCAUUUACUGUAAAUUAAAACCAUUCAGAAAGUUCUUCAGCUGUUUAUUCACUCCGGUUCCGGUUCUGGUUCCGAGCAGCAGCUGGAAGCCGAUUCUUACACUUUACAGUCUUAAUCCACCUGAUUUAGAUUAAAAGCUGAAUUUAAACAGCAAUUUUUUUUUAAAUUUAAAAUGUUUUUGUUUCUGAAUCCUGAGCAGAAACUUUUUGAUCCAACAUGAAGAGAAAUAAAAAAUUUAGAUUAAACAAAACAAUCAGAACCGAAGAAUUUAAUAGAGAGAGCUGGAAAUGAAUUCAGUCGAAUAAACCAGAAAAUGUUUUCAUGAGAUUUAAAACUUUAGAAUGAAACAAUUUUACCUGAUUUAACAAAAUGAGUUUUAUUUCCUUAUUAAAAUAUGCAGAACUUGUUUUAUUGUUCCAACCUUUCUUCUUACACACAAUAUUUGAGUUUAGAUAUAAAUCUAAUUAAAAAUAAUUAGAUUUAUUUCCAAGCUCUGGCAAAUCGUUUCCAUAGAAAUGUACUGACAUCUAGUGGUUAAGUUAAAAACUGCAACACAGAGCAGAAAAUUUUCCCCUAAAGAAAAAACUAAAUUAAUUUUGAGCAUCAAAGUGAAAUUUUUCUAUUUAUG
Messenger RNA from Xiphophorus maculatus (southern platyfish), 2983 nucleotides. RefSeq names its product phosphoinositide-3-kinase regulatory subunit 3 (gene pik3r3b). Gene Ontology annotation, biological process: insulin receptor signaling pathway; phosphatidylinositol phosphate biosynthetic process. The transcript is spliced from 9 exons. Gene Ontology annotation, cellular component: phosphatidylinositol 3-kinase complex. The record is from RefSeq and is a predicted model, not a curated record. Bases 671 to 2092 code for a protein of 473 amino acids. Lineage: Eukaryota; Metazoa; Chordata; Actinopteri; Cyprinodontiformes; Poeciliidae. Gene Ontology annotation, molecular function: 1-phosphatidylinositol-3-kinase regulator activity.